Molecule: messenger RNA, 1450 nt
Organism: Betta splendens (Siamese fighting fish)
Lineage: Eukaryota; Metazoa; Chordata; Actinopteri; Anabantiformes; Osphronemidae
Gene: selenop2
Product: selenoprotein P2
Exons: 5
Biological process (GO): selenium compound metabolic process
Cellular component (GO): extracellular region
Molecular function (GO): selenium binding
Source: RefSeq, a predicted model, not a curated record
UUAUCUGUCCUCCCUCACUGUUUUCGUAGUUUGAUUUGGGGGAAGAGCUGAUCAACCCCCAAAGGCUUUAAAAACAACACAGAUUUGCUGUCUGCUAAUGUGGGUCACAGGACAGAGCCAGGACGGAGGACGGCACCAUGCGCUCCCUCCUGCUGCUGUGUCUGUACACGGCCCUGCCAGCAGUGCUGUGGAGCUCACAUCACACGCUGGAGGUGGAGGGAGACAACGACGCCUCCAGGAUCUGCAAACCUGCCCCGCACUGGGACAUCAAGGGGAGGGCGCCCAUGAGCGAGCAGCUGGGGAGGGUGGUGGUGGUGGCGCUGCUCAAAGCCAGCUGACACUUCUGUCUGGUCCAGGCCGCAAGCAUCAAAGGCCUGCGUGACAAGCUGAACCGCAGCAACCUGACGGAGGUGUCGUUCAUGAUAGUAAACGAGCGAGAGGCCGUGUCCAGAGCAAUGUACUGGGAACUGAAGAGAAAGGCCCCCCCCGGGGUCCCAGUCUACCAGCAGGCGCCUCUGCAAACAGACGUGUGGGAGGCUCUGGACGGCGACAAGGACGACUUCCUGGUCUACGACAGGUGCGGCCUUCUCACCUUCCACAUCGUGCUGCCUUACAGUUUCCUGCAGCAGCCCUACGUAGAGGCUGCAAUCAGAGCGACAUACCUGAAAAACGUGUGCAACUGCACGGAAAAUUCUACUGCAACGACUGGCAGGAACAACACAAACAGCCAGACCUCAGCCCAGUUGGACACUGAUGGUGUAGAGGAGGACGUACCUGGAGCCAGACGCCACAUUCAUCAGUCUCAUAAUCAUUACACUCAUCAUCUACAUGAUAGUCAUCACCACCAUCAUCUUGAUCCCAACAACCAGUCCCAGGCUCAUCAGAACACGAGUCAGCACAGAACUCCCACGCGUCCUGCUUCCAGUCAUCCGCCGCAUGACUCCUACCCCUCGCAUCACCGCCACUAAGGCUUCAUCCAGUGUGGGUUCACUUGAGUCUGCUUUGAACAGCAGUCUGAUGGUUUCCCGCUAGCGUUUCCCACUUCACAGCCCUGUGUGCAUCAACAGCUCAACAGUUCUGGCCUGUUUUCUCUCAUUAAUGAAGUCAACGGUGUUAAACCUGCACGCAGAAACCUGAAGAUGGAUGUGUGAGAGGACGGGUGGAGACACUGGUGCUGUCAUUCACACAGAGGCAGGUGAUGUGUGCACUGCUACAGAGCAACCUGUCAGCCUACUGUUUAUAGUGGACUCUCAUCUAUGUUGAAUGCUUUUGACAUUUAAAAAGUGAACAUUUAAAUAAAGUUUAAUACCACAGGAUUCACUUAAAGGAACAAAUCAAGUAUAGUUUAUAGCUUUAGACAGUUUAUUACAUGAAGAAUGUUUUGGGUUAAUUAUUUUACUUUUUGUUUGAAAAUGUAUUUAAUUGUAAUAAAUAAAAAUUGUUGUUUGUU